Molecule: messenger RNA, 2625 nt
Organism: Ipomoea triloba (trilobed morning glory)
Lineage: Eukaryota; Viridiplantae; Streptophyta; Magnoliopsida; Solanales; Convolvulaceae
Product: anaphase-promoting complex subunit 4
Exons: 19
Coding region: 88-2421 (777 amino acids)
Biological process (GO): protein K11-linked ubiquitination; anaphase-promoting complex-dependent catabolic process; positive regulation of mitotic metaphase/anaphase transition
Cellular component (GO): nuclear periphery; anaphase-promoting complex
Molecular function (GO): protein binding
Source: RefSeq, a predicted model, not a curated record
AAGCAAAAAACCGCACAAAUUCCCCGCCCUCGCUCGCAAAAUACUGGAAAGAAGUCUCACUCGAAAGUCGAAACAGAGUGAGUGAGCAUGGAGACACAUGAAAGUGAAAGAGUAGUUCCAUUUCAGCUUCAAUUCGACAAGCCUAUUGCUUCCCAGAUAAAAAUAGCUGAAUGGAACCCAGAGAAGGAUCUUCUUGCAAUGGUUACGGAGGAAUCAAAACUGCUUCUUCAUCGUUUCAAUUGGCAGAGGCUCUGGACUAUUUCUCCAGGGAAGAUAACAUCGCUAUGCUGGCGUCCAGAUGGAAAAGCAAUAGCAAUUGGGCUUGAAGACGGAACGAUUUCAUUGCAUGAUGUGGAAAAUGGAAAACUUCUGCGGAGCAUAAAAUCCCACACAGUUGCCGUUAUAUGUCUCAAUUGGGAGGAGGAUGAAGAAAAGGAUGAGAAUGGUAAUAUCCCGAGUUAUGAAGACCGUACUUCACGUUUCUUUCCGCCUCCCCCAAGAGUUCCCAGGAUGCCUGGACUUGUACCUGGGGAUAGUGGUUUCAUGGAUGAGGCUGAAGAUUCAUUCAGAGAGCUAUCAAAUUCUUCACAUCAACGAUAUAACAUAUUAUGCAGUGGGGACAAGGAUGGAAACAUAUGUUUCAGUAUCUUUGGCAUAUUCCCAAUAGGAAUAAUUAAUCUGCACAGUCUUAUUGUUGACAGUUUGGUUCAAAGAGGCCAUUCGUCUAACCAACUCCUGAAUGCUUCCAUUUGUAAUGUCUCUUUGUCAAAAGAUCUUUGCCAUUUGGUAGUCAUGUGCAGUGGGGACCUCUCCAUAGCUAGUCUUGAAGUAGGUGCAAAGCAGAUGUCUAAUCAUGUGUUAACAGGAUUCCAUUGCCUAGUUCUUGACACUUCAAUUUUUUCCAAAAGGAAAAAUGAGCUUUAUCAGGUGGCUCAACAGGCUUCCAACAUUGAAGAUUUAGGCGAAGUUAUCCGGGCAUCACUAUCAGUCAUGUCUAAGCAGUGGUCUGAUGCCAUGCACACUUUUAAUGAAAAGUUCAAUGCUUUAUCCUCCCUCAUUAUUGACCAUGGAAUUGACUCCAGUCCUCAAGAGGAGUUUCUGAGCCUUUUGGGUGGGGCCAGGACAAGCCCAGCAGUUCAUCAAUUUUUAGUCAACUCACUUGGUGAAGCGGGUCUUAAGAGGGUGGGAAAGGUAGUUUGUGGUGCUGGAAAAGAGCUUCAGCUGGUAGUACUUGAUCAUCUACAGCCUGCUGCAGAAAUUAUUGGAUUUAGAAUUGGAGAACUUCAAGCCCUUUCCAAAUGGCGUGCUCGCUAUCAAGGUAUUGGUUUGGAUGAGAAAUUAAUGGGUAAUGCAACAGAGAAUGCUGGAAUGUUUCUCAUACAAGUUGAACGAUUUACGAGGGUUUUAUGUACUGUGGUCCAGCAGUUUUCAAAUUUUUUCAGUUGGCUUCUGAAAUCCGUGAAGAUAUUGAUGUCUGAACAAAGUGAUCAGCUUCAACCUUUCAGUAGUGAACUUGUCAUUUUAUUCCUGAAGUUUCUCUAUGACCAAGAUCCUAUAAAACAGUUGCUGGAAUUAUCUGAAGGUGAUCAUUCCAUAGAAGUCGACUUGGAAACAAUGCAAAGAAUUAAAGAACUUGCACAUUUUGGUGGGUUCUUAGAUACUGCAUUCUUGAAAAGGACAUUAGCAGAAGAAUUUCAACAAAUGGAGAGUUGUUUCCAGGAGGCUUUUCAGAUGCCCUUUGCUACUAUUUCCAAGAGAAUACUAUGUAAGGAUCUGCUCCCUCUUUUUCCUAUGGCUGCUUCAACAGUGAAGUCCUCCAUAAUCCCAGCAUCUAUAUCAUACUACAAGCACUUUCUAUUGCAGGAGGAUUUACCUGAAAGUUCAGAUUGUGAAACUAGUCAACAGAGGCUUACUGAUUACAUUUCCUUCAGAGUACCUGAUAAUUCCAUCUCAAAUAUCACAAACUGCAUUGGCGUAGUAAGGGGGGUCAUACAUGAUAUGGGCAAUUCAGAGAAAGGAUACACUUCAUUAGAAGCUUCCCUCUUAUGCAUUCCUGAUGGCUACAAUUGUGUGGAUCUAUCAUUAUAUAAGGAUUCACAACUUGUUUUACUACUAGAUGAAAUUACUGCUAGUUCUGAGGGCUCUGGAAAUGCUUAUAUGAUGAUUCUCCAAGCUGGUGGCCUCCCAUUUGUAUCCAUCUCAAGAUCUUCCAGUCUGAACUCAUGGAAGGUUCUUCAACUUAAGGAUUGUCUCAUGCAAUUGACACUAGAAAGUGAAAAGGUUCGAGGAAUACCUCACUCUGUCAUACCACCCUUGGCAGUGAGUGCUUCAAGAGGUGUGGCUUGUGUUUUUGCUGCAAGAAAGCGUGCUUUAGUUUACAUCCUGGAUGAAGAUGAGGAUGAAAUCUCAGAUGCAGAGUGAAGACACUGCUGUCUGUUCUCCAGGUGCGAGUCUGCUUUCAUGUAAAUUUUCCUAAAACUUUCCCAUCUUUUAUUUGUAUGCACAUGUAAAAACCUGAGGACAAGCAAUUCUAGUCAGGAUGUGAGGUUAUGCAUUAUCCUUGUCCAGUUAACUGCAAGAAUCUUUAGUAUUCACAUAUUUACCGAGUAUUUGAAAUCUUGAGCA